AUGUCUGAUUUAGGCACUAGUAAGACUACUGUGGUGGACGCAAAUACCACUGACUGUACGGGCCUUAUUAACCUCAUGUUUUGGUGUGUUCAUUUUCCCAUCCAACGACACGUUAUUGAAGCUGUCCGGGAGACGCGAAACACCAAAUGGGGCCACGCUCCAAGGCAAGAGCUCACCGACAGUGACAGAGCAGAUGCUUUAACUGCGAUCCGAGAUCUCCUCCAAGAUCCGGAGCUAAUUGCCGACGGUGAUGCGAAAACCGCCCUAAAUGAAAUAACACUAAUGGAGGCGAACUUUGAUGCGCAAAGCGUAGAAAGAAAAGUCCUUGCUGACUUUCAAGUUGCGGUUCUUGGUCAGUUGGGAGAUAUUGAAGGUGAAUUGAGAAAUGUUAAGAGGUGCUGCAAAAAGCAACAAAAUAACAGCAACAAAAUACGAAAAAAACUUCGCGGCCUAGAAAAUCGACAAAAGAAAGCGAUUGAGCUCUUACAAAGUAUUAAUGACAGGAUAGAAGACGAGGAGAGAAGAAAUAUUUCCUUUACCAGCAAAACGUGGAAAGCUAUAACAUGGACUCUCAAUAAAACUAAAAGAGGUUUUGUUGUUAACCUCUGCAGUUUGAGCACGAGGUCUCUGUUAUUUUGGACAUUUCUUAUUAUUCUGCUCGGCUGUUUUAAAUGUUUGGACCACAACUCUUAUAAUGAUGGUAAGUUUCGCCUUUAAUUACAACGUAACUGUCCCUUUUAUUGAUAGUGAUGCAACGUUAUGUGUCUAAUUACUUUAAUUUUUAUUAAAGGUAGGGUGGGGGGGGGGGGGGCGAAGAUCCGUAUACCCGUGCCAAUGUUUAGUAAUGGGAAUCCGUAUAUUUACUGAUUUGAAAAAACAAAACAAAACAAACAAUGUAGAACUUUCAUCUGCAGAGAGUUUAUGCCCAAAUGACUUUCACGUUUUGAUAAAAAAAGCUUAGUAGUAUUUAAAUGAAAUUACCGAGUAGGUGAACUUAAAUGGUUUCAUUUUGCUACGGGACAUCCGCCAAUUACAAAACAGAACAUACUGGCGAUAAGAACACUCGUAAAGGCUAAGAUUUUAUAAUGAACCUCCCUCUAAAAGAGGUUUUAAAAAGUUGGGGUGGUUAAGUUCAGUAAUGGAAAAUUUCACUGCAACCCGUUCAAAUUAUUCAAUUCACAUUCAAAUUAAUCUUCGCGCAGCCUUGAACUCUUUCGCCAUUUUCUUGUCGUGAGUUCCGCGCUCAUACCAAAUAAAAGAACUGAGCCGCCGUGCCUUCGUCUUAGGUGACGGCAAUGAUUGCAUGUUUAUUGCAAUAUACUGACACUAUGAUUUACCAUUAAAAAAAAUAUGUGAAGAUGUACCGGUAAUGUUUUGCGUAUGCUAUGUACUGUUCACUUGCAUGCAGUACACUUAUUUUUCACCAAAAAUCGCUAAUAGUAAAAGACAUUUCCCAUCACUUACGAAUGCCUCAUUUGACUAGGUUGCCCAUUGGAAGUUGGAGAUGUCCCAUUUGACACAAAAGAGUUCAAUUUUACAAGGUAUCUGAAUAAAUCUCGGGAGCACUUCACAGGGCGGCGUUGGCUUUAUAGUGAACUAGAGUCUAUUUUGUCGGACUCACGAGGCAACAUCGUGCGUGGGGUUGUGGUGAUCGGUAAGCCAGGGGUUGGAAAAUCUGCCUUAAGCGCACAACUGAUUUGUUCCCGAGCAUCCAGCCCUUACAUUCACCAGAGAAUUAUUGGUUAUCACCUUUGCAAGUACUCAGACAAAGCCACUCAAGAUCCCGGUCUCUUUGUUCGCAACUUAGUCGACUUGAUAGCUAGAAGGAUUCCUGAGUACGGAAUGCUGAUUUAUAACAGUUCGUUCAUUCCGAGAGUUCUUCAAACAAGUUGCUUGCGAGAUCCCUAUGACUGUUUUGAACAAGCUAUUGCCAUUCCAUUGAGACAGGUACAGAACGAACGUCAAUAUCACAUUAUAAUUAUAGAUGCCUUAGACGAAUGCGUCUCUGAUAGCGCUUGGUCUACUUCGUUAGUACAAUUUGUGAAGGACACUUACAAUAGACUUCCGAAAUGGGUACGUCUUGUGAUGACGUCACGUAAUGACUCCGCUGUAUUGGGUCAUUUCGACAGUUUUCCCAAGGUGCACCUGUCUUCUUCAGAUGCGAGAAACUUGCAAGACAUCGAAAUUUUUAUAGCUUCAAAGUUAUUUGAAGAUACACCAUUCCUUGAACGAGCAAAAGUUAUUUUAGGCCUCGGUAGCAGUGACGAAGUCACUUAUCUGACAAACAAGCUAUUGACUCAAAGUGAAGGAAACUUUUUAUUUGCAAAAUUAAUGCUUCAGUACGGAAAAGAUGACUGGCACAAUCAGGCUGAUCUGAACAAGCUCCCGAAAACAGUGGGUGAACAAUACGAGAGAUACUUGAGAAGAGCUUAUGGAUCGAGGGAGAAGUUUAAACCCGCACUUGCAAUAUUGGAAAUCCUAGUUGCUACCUUUGAACCUCUGAAGGCAAAUCAUAUAUUUGACGUUUUACGCAUCCAAGAAAAGAUGGACUUCGAGUACGACUUUGUUUAUGCUCUCAAAGGACUUUCGCAUUUUGUUACUUAUGGGGAGGACAAUACCAUUAUUUUUUUUCACCAGACUUUUAGAGAAUGGUUGACGAGUAAGGACAACCUUGGGAGUCCGUAUUAUGUAAGCAGGAGUCGAGGGCACAGACGUUUGGUGGAAUAUUAUAUCAAUGGCCUGAGAAACAAUUCAAAUUCCUCAAUGGACAUUUAUCGCUUAGCACAGCACAUAAGCUUUGGUGAAGAGGCCGACAACUAUCUCGAUGAAUUCAGGAAUAUCAACGCUAACUACAUUAAUGCAACCAUUGACAAUGACAAACGCACUCUUCUCCAUCUUUCUGCCUCUAAAAAUAACAGAAAGGCUCUUCGGAUACUUAGUGAAGCUUUCGAGGAGAUCGACUGUGAGGACAGCUAUGGGUUUACUCCAGCAUUUGUUGCAGCAAUGAACGGUUGGGCAGAAAACGUAGACUUUCUCUUAAGUAAGGGGGGCAAUAUAGAGCAUCGAACAAAGGCACCUCCACCACCAAGCUACGUCUGGGGUGAUCCAAUUGAAAGAUCUAAGAGAUCUUUCUGGAAUUCUACAAUGAUGCAUGCUGCGGCUUCGGGUGGUCAUAUCGAUGUUGUACGUUUGUUGCUAAGAAAUAAUGCUUCAUUUAUGGACGUAAAUGGUGUUAACUUGACAACUAUUCAACUGGCGGCACAAAAUGGACACUUCGAAGUUGUUCAGGUGUUGCACAAACACGGAGCACAGUUAGAUCACCUAUCUCUUCAGUUUGCCGCAUUUGAAGGCCAUGCAAAUAUAGUCGCGUAUUUAUUAAAGUUUGGCGUAGAAGAUAUCUGCAUGCGAUGUGAUGGUUCCUUUUACUGGCUCCAAAACCGAACGCGAUAUCAGGCGGUAAGGCUUGAUUAUUUGCGCGAUGCCGUUUUGUCUGACGACAAGUUUAAGAUUUUUUGUCAGAGUGCAUUGCACCUAGCAGUUGCUAAAAAUCAUACCAAAGUUGCACAGCUGCUCCUCUCGCAGGAGUAUAAGACAAUGCAUUGCACCGACUUUACAGGUAGAACUCCUCUCCAUGAAGCUGUUAGGCAAAACCAUGUUGAGAUGGCGGAGUUGCUUAUAAGGGGUGGAACAAAAAUUUCUCACAAAUGCAGCCGAUUCCAGAAUCUAUCUUCCGAAUGUCGAUUAAGUUUUGAAGAAAGAAAAGACUACGGUAAAGAUAUAUGCCACUGUGGUUCGACUCCUUUUCAUCUGGCUGCAAGGUAUGGCCACGUCGAAGUCGGAAGCUUGCUAUUAAGCCACGAGGCGAAGUCCGACAGUAUGGACUGCCAAGGAGCUACACCAUUACAUGUAGCUGCAUGUCAUGGACAUUUCUCAUUUAUUAGAUGGCUUAUUUCUCAAAGGCCUUCUCUUCAUAUUAACACAAGAAGUAAAAACCAGUCUACAUUGCUACACAGUGCUGCUAUUUGUAAGAACAAUCAGAGAGUGGAACCCUUGAUUGAGAUGGGAGCUAGCAUUUACGACACUGAUAAGUACGGAAUGACUCCACUUCACUACACUGUGCUAAAUGCUUUUGAACAUGCUGAAACUGUCUUUUUUCAAGCCUCCGAAUGGUUGGACGAGCCUAUUCUCGUUUUGGGGUCAAGGGGAGAUUUUACUUUUGCGCAAGAUUCAAAACCAAUUAGAAGGCAAGUGCCUUUAAAUGUACAGUGCUUAAAACUGUUAGAACUAACCGAAUCGACCCAUGCUUCCUUCAUUAACCAAGUCGAUGAAAAUGGUACAACAGCUCUACACCUUGCAGCCAAAAAUGGCGAAGAGUGUUGUGUUGUGGAGCUUUUAAACAGGGGAGUGCGCACAGACUUAACAGACAAAAAAAAUAGAACCCCGUUAGAUGUAGCCAUCGAAUUCACACCGGACGAGUUAUUUAGUGAAGACUAUAAAGAGUGUUCAAUGGGAAUUGAAGAAGAUUUCGAUUUUUCUCGGGCAUUGAAUCUGAGGUAUCAUAACUCUGUGGCUAACAUUCUGCUGUCAACAGAGGCCUAUUUGGCACAGAAAUGCGACGAAACUCAGACCAACCCGUUACACCGUGCAUUUGAGAAAGGGAAACCAUUCAUUGCUGAUAUUAUUCUUUCAAAGGGUGGUCUUCUUAGCUGUAAAGAUAAACAAGGACGAACCCCUCUUUUAAUUUACUUGCAGAAUGGAGGCAAGUGGCUUGACGUUGUCUUGAAACGCUUCAAUGUGACUAUCACAAUCGAAUGUAACAAACACUUUAAACAUUUCCGAGUUCCAUUUGGUAGCCUUCAGGAAAGCGACAGCGUUAUCAGAAAACCUUUUGGAGCAACAGAAGUGUGA
This is a messenger RNA of Porites evermanni, 4908 nucleotides long. The record is from the annotation of a GenBank genome assembly. NCBI's taxonomy places the organism in Eukaryota, Metazoa, Cnidaria, Anthozoa, Scleractinia, Poritidae.